AUGCACUAUCGUGGCAUGUUUUGCAGGUGCUGGAGAUACAAAUUUUUCUCAAGCGAUUGCGGCAUGUCGAACUCAUCGCGAAGUUUCCAUGAGAUGCUGACAAAUGAUGGUGAUGUUACGACAAAUGAAGCUGACGAAAGCUUUGCAAGUGAAGUGAGCAAUAAUGAGGAUAUUGUUUCGAUAGCUAAAUCGCUUGUGGGCACCCCGAUUUCUUCUCUCCUGCGCGAGCCGUUCAUCAAAAAGUAUCGAACCAUGCUUCACGCAUGCACUAACAGCAUUGGGAAUAGUGACGAUGAAUCUCGUGCAGUUUUUAAAAAUCGUGUUUACUGGGAUGGUGCGACGAACCAGCGAGUUGUCGUACAAAUGGACGACAUUCAGCUGCUGCGUAGCUUAACUGCGACUGAAGCAGAAGGGGGAGGAGAUACGCUUCGCAAAACGUGGCACUUACUUUACGAUGCCUAUGCUUCACAGUUUGAAAGAAUCUGUCAAGUUGAGGCCGAUUACGGACUUCUUCUUUCCUGUCAGUCCUGCGUGAUCCCGAGAAACGCGAAAUGA
Molecule: messenger RNA, 555 nt
Organism: Peronospora farinosa
Lineage: Eukaryota; Oomycota; Peronosporomycetes; Peronosporales; Peronosporaceae
Source: the annotation of a GenBank genome assembly